This is a messenger RNA of Sorex araneus (European shrew), 5915 nucleotides long. It is a transcript of the gene POU2F2, whose product is annotated as POU class 2 homeobox 2. The transcript has 17 exons. The coding region runs from base 297 to 2303 and encodes 668 amino acids. Gene Ontology annotation, biological process: regulation of transcription by RNA polymerase II. Gene Ontology annotation, molecular function: RNA polymerase II cis-regulatory region sequence-specific DNA binding; DNA-binding transcription factor activity, RNA polymerase II-specific. NCBI's taxonomy places the organism in Eukaryota, Metazoa, Chordata, Mammalia, Eulipotyphla, Soricidae. The record is from RefSeq and is a predicted model, not a curated record. Gene Ontology annotation, cellular component: nucleus.
UGGGGACAAGGUGGGAGCCGGGGAUGGCGCGCGCCUGGGCUCGCGCCGGCAGCUCAGGCGAGGAGCAGCGGCCAGAGCAGCGCCAGCAGCAGGCAGCGAGCGGGCGCGGGAGCGGGAGCGGGAGCGGGGGCAGCGUUGGCGGCGGCGGCUCCUCCUCGGCCAUCCCCUCGGAGCCGUGCAGCUGACGCGCAUGGCGAAGACAGCGGCGCCUACCGAUGGGAGCAGCGGUUCUCGGCUGGACCGGGUUGGUGGCCUGAAUGUAUUAGCUUCGCUGCGUCUACCUAAGAGAAAUAAGAAUGUCUAAACCCUUGGAGGCCGAGAAGCAAGGCCUGGACUCACCGUCAGAGCACACAGAUCCCGAGCAAAAUGGACCAGACACUAACCACCAGAACCCCCAGAAUAAGACCGCCCCAUUCUCUGUGUCCCCGACUGGCCCCAGUACCAAGAUCAAGGCUGAAGACCCCAGUGGCGACUCGGCCCCCGCUGCGCCCCCGCCGCCCCCACCUGCUCAGCCGCAUCUGCCCCAGGCCCAGCUCAUGUUGACGAGCAGCCAGCUGGCUGGGCUCACGGCACUGAUGCCCGCCCAGCAGCAGCUUCUUCUGCAGCAAGCCCAGGCCCAGCUCCUGGCCGCCGCCGUGCAGCAGUCCACGGCCGCCGCUGCCGCCGCCGCCGCCUCCUCCUCCUCCUCCUCCUCCUCUUCCUCCUCCUCUGCCUCCUCUUCUGCCUCGCAGCCCCCCACGUCCUCGGGGGGAGGCGACCUGCCACCACCGCAGCCUGCCAGCCAGCCCCCCGGGACCCCCCAGCUCACCCUGUCCCAGCCCAUCCAGCUCACAGCACAGGACAUACAGCAGCUACUCCAGCUCCAGCAGCUGGUUCUCGUGCCAGGCCACCACCUCCAGCCACCCGCUCAGUUCCUGCUGCCACAGGCCCAGCAGAGCCAGCCAGGCCUGCUACCGACGCCAAAUUUAUUCCAGCUACCUCAGCAAACCCAGGGAGCUCUGCUGACCUCCCAGCCCCGGGCCGGGCUGCCCACACAGCCCCCCAAAUGCUUGGAGCCACCAUCCCACCCCGAGGAGCCCAGCGACCUGGAGGAGCUGGAGCAGUUUGCCCGCACCUUCAAGCAACGCCGCAUCAAGCUGGGCUUCACGCAGGGUGACGUGGGCCUGGCCAUGGGCAAGCUCUAUGGCAACGACUUCAGCCAGACCACCAUCUCCCGCUUCGAGGCCCUCAACCUGAGCUUCAAGAACAUGUGCAAACUCAAGCCCCUCCUGGAGAAGUGGCUCAACGAUGCAGAGACGAUGUCUGUGGACUCAAGCCUGCCCAGCCCCAACCAGCUGAGCAGCCCCAGCCUGGGCUUUGACGGGCUCCCCGGCCGGAGACGCAAGAAGAGGACCAGCAUCGAGACAAACGUCCGCUUCGCCUUAGAGAAGAGUUUCCUAGCGAACCAGAAGCCUACCUCAGAGGAGAUCCUGCUGAUCGCCGAGCAGCUGCACAUGGAGAAGGAGGUGAUCCGCGUCUGGUUCUGCAACCGGCGCCAGAAGGAGAAACGCAUCAACCCCUGCAGUGCCGCCCCCAUGCUGCCCAGCCCGGGGAAGCCGGCCAGCUACAGCCCCCACCUGGUUACACCCCAAGGGGGCGCCGGGACCUUGCCACUGUCCCAAGCUUCCAGCAGUCUGAGCACAACAGUUACUACCUUAUCCUCAGCUGUGGGGACGCUGCACCCCAGCCGGACAGCCAGCGGGGCCGGGGGCGGGGCCGCGCCCCCGCUCAACUCCAUCCCCUCCGCCACGCCUCCACCCCCGGCCACCACCAACAGCACAAACCCCAGCCCUCAAGGCAGCCACUCGGCGAUCGGCUUGUCGGGCCUGAACCCCAGCACGGGAAGCACAAUGGUGGGGUUGAGCUCGGGGCUGAGCCCGGCCCUCAUGAGCAACAACCCUCUGGCCACUAUCCAAGCCCUGGCCUCUGGUGGAACCCUGCCCCUUACCAGCCUUGACAGCAGCGGGAACCUGGUGCUGGGGGCGGCCGGCGCGGCCCCGGGGAGCCCCGGCCUGGUGACCUCGCCGCUCUUCCUGAACCACGCGGGGCUGCCGCUGCUCAGCGCCCCACCGGGCGUGGGCCUGGUGUCGGCGGCCGCGGCGGCCGUGGCGGCCUCCAUCUCCAGCAAGUCCCCCGGACUCUCCUCGUCCUCCUCCUCGUCCUCGUCCUCCUCCUCCUCGUCGUCCUCCUCGUCCUCCUCCACGUGCAGCGAGGGGGCAGCACAGACCCCCGGAGGCCCUGAGGCCGGGUCCAAGGCCGAGUGAGGGCGCUCCCCGCCUCCCCCCUCCUCCUCCUCUGACCCCCACCUCCUCGGCCCCCAGUCUGGGAAAAAUUGGUCGAGGAGGCCAGCAUUCGGGGGACACAGAGGGUCCUCGCAGCAGGAGUGACCAGGGAGCAAAGACCAAAACCCAACCCAACCGACCGACCAAAAAGAAAAAGCAACCGACCAACGGCAAAGAAAACCAAAAAUAAUCACAGCAGAAACCAGCUGCCCCAAAGGAACCAGAGGUGACUAGAAAACAAACCAAAAACGCCCCCAAACCCGUCCCCACCAAACCCACCAAACCAAAAACCAGUCACGAGCCAGACCUCAGCGUGUACCCCCUCACUGCUACGACACCAAAUAUGACCCCCAGCCCGGCCGGGAGCCAUGGCCGCUGGACCUCAGCCAGGCCGAGCUGGGGGCACCAAGCCCCACCUUGCCUCCCCUCGAGGGAGCCUGAGAAGGAAAGAGAGAAGGGGCCAGCCUCCUUGCCCCAGGCCCCCUGCCCUGGGGCCGCACAGACAGGGCACCUGCGGCCCAGGGGCACGGGGAGGGCCGGCCACCCAGCAAACGUUCUUUUCCGGAAGGUAAAGAGAAAGGCCCGACACCGUACACCAAAUAUUCCGUAGCUUCAUCCAAAGGAUGUACAGAAUUUUUAGCGUUGUGCUCAACAGAAUGUGUCCCCCGACCCAUGUCUCCCUCUGUUCCCUGGGCCCCGGCUCUCCUCCGUGGGCAGGGGGUGCUUUAACCUCCUCCCUCCCCCAGCCCUGGGAGAGCGCUGGGGACAGCUUGUGGUCCCUGUACCUCUCCCUUCGAAGGGUGGGCUAGGCCGUCUUGCCAAGUUCUAGCUCUCACAACCCCUGCCCCCGGCCCUGCACCCCAUCACCCCUUCUCUGCUCUGGAACCUCCCCCUGCGCCCAGUCCGUGGGCAGGUGGCCGGUUCCAGCAAGGGGGCCGGGGAUGCUGGGCCUUCGAGUCGUCUUGUUUUCCAUCCUUGUCUGUCAGUUUCCCUAAAGAAAAAAAAAAAAAAGAAAUUCAUAUUCCAGUGCCUAUCCGUGGGAUCCUUCCCGUUCUUGACAUCGACCAGAAACCAAAAAGAACUCACCUCGUCUCCCCUGUCCCCCUCGCCCCCCCCCACAUGCACACACGCACGCACCCCGCGGUGGGGCUCCUCCAGGGGCGGCCCAUCAGGGUCCCUGCGGCUGACGGGAUCUGGACCAUGACCCACGGUCCUCAUCUGAGCCCAUCCUGGGCCCCAGAGUCUCGGCGACACCCCGCUUCUGCCCAGCCCUGGACACGCCUCGCCACCAAGGGAGAGCCGCUGGGAGCCACUGGCCCCCCACCGUCGGAGAGGCCAGCUGUCUUGAACCAAAAAAAAAAAAAACCAAACAAACAAAAACCAAACACAAAAAAAACAAACAAUAAAUGAAAACUAGAAAAAAAAAAGAAUUUAUAGAGAUAUAUAUAUUUAAGGGAAAGAAGACGAGGACACUGGGUGAAGAAGGAGCCGCUCCCUACCCGGGGGGCCAGGCCUCGGUCCCCAGGCGGCCGGUCAGUCGGACAGAAGGACAGAUACUUCUUUCUCUUCACAAAUACCUCAUGCACGUCGUGUCGUCUUCUUCGGGAAGCCGAGGGGCGGCGGGGGCAGCGCCUGGCCUGGGCCGGGGCGGAUGGAAGCGGGUGGCAGGGCUGAGAGAGGUUGUCAGGGACAGGGGUGCAGAGCCCCGAACUCCCCGCUCCACCACCCCCUAAACCCCCCAUCAACUGAAAAAAAGCUUUAAAAAAAAACAGGAAACAGGAAGGAAAAAAAAAUGGAUAAGAAAGCAAAAAGAAUGGACGAAGGCAAAGUAGCAAACUUUUGGGUGGUUUGAUUCUCCUUUGAUUCCUUUUUCUGUUCUCUCCUGCCUCUCCUCUCUGCUUGCCACCCCCCACCCCGCCCCUCGCCCCCCUCCUGCCUCUCUCAAGCUCCUUUCCGUGUCUCUCCUCAAACCAAAGUGUUGCUGUGAAGGACGCGAGCCAUCGAAAUCAGAGUUGGGCCCCCACCACAGCCGCUGUGGGGACACCCCCCUUCCCACCUGGCUGGGCAGGAGGAGGGGGGCCCAGAGUCCUGGGACAGGCUGUGCUGCCGGACGCCCCACCAAGAAGAGGCCACCCCAGGGCCCCCCCCAGAGGCCUCCGCGUUCUCUUUAACUUCUUGCCCUUCUUGCCCCGGGAAAGGAAACUGUUGGGCUGCGCCAGGAGCAGCAGAGACUCCCCAAAGCAGGGGUCUGGGGGGGCCUCUCGUCGGGCAGCAGUGGAGACGCUUCAGUCUCCGACCCUCCUCGCCGGGACGCCAGCGAUGCCAGUCACCUGUUCCUGCCCUCGCUGCCUCUCAGUGUGGCCGUUCCUGUUUCCUGAAGAGACGCGCCUGGCAGCAGGGGCCUGAACCCCAGCCCCGGUGGCGGCAAUGGGGGGGGCCAAAGGCGCCUGACCAGACAAGGAGGACUGCAUUGGAGCCAAGGAAUGACAACGGAAACCCCUCUGAAAUGACAGGCAGCAUGGAAGGCAUGGUGGAGAUGACUCGAACAAAAACUAUGAUUCUAGACCAAAAAACAAAACGAAACAAAAAAAAAAAAACCAAAAAAAUGAAAAAAAAAAGAAAAAAAAAAAAGGAAAAGCAAAUCCAGGACUCCCCGCUGCCCACUUCCUCCUGCUUCCUCCUCCCGCCUGCCACCACCUGGGACCUCUCCGCACCCUAAAACCCAGGCGGGCAGGGGGGCAGAGAGGAGAGGAAGAAGCAGGGGGCAGGAAGGGGGCUGAUGCCCUGACAGUGGUGGAGGGACCCCCGUGCAGCCGGGGGUGGUGGGGACCCUCCCCAUUCAACCCCCUUAACUAGGAGAAGAAAAACAAGGAUAAAAGAGAAAUUCCUGGGAGGGGGCAGAAAUACCAAAUCCCAAGCUUUAACUACAGCUGUGAAACCAAAUAUUGGGAAGGGGGUGGGAGGGAGGGAGGGGCCAGUGUGCCCCAGGUCUCCCCCCGGGCCCCCUCCCCCGAGGACUCGAGAUAAGGCACCAAAUACCUCAUAGAACUUUAAUGUUAAAAAAAAAAAAAGGAAACCAAAUAUCGUUGGCUGGGGGCCAGCCAGGGCAAGGGGCUGGGGGGGGCUGGAGGGAGCCAGGGUUGGGGUGAGGGUGGGGGAAUUCAUGCUCCCCACCCCCCUUCACCCCUUUCUACUCCAGUCUCCCCUGUCUCGACUCCGGGAAACAAAACUAUCUCAUCGUUUUUAUUUUGUGGUCUGUACAGAGCCUGCGUCCGUGUGUCUGUGUGUGAACGAGAGAGUUGGGGGGGUUGGGAAACUUUGUGUGCGGCAUGGGAGCAGGGACCCCAGGUCAGGUUCUGAGCUAGGUGAGAUUCUGAGGGCGGGGGGCAGUGGGAGGGGGCAGGGCCCUGGGCUAAAAGAGAGGAAGGUGAGUGGAUUUGGAGAAAAGAGGUCCCUGGGUUUCUCUGCUCCCCAACCCUGACCUCCUGCUUUGAGGGAGGGAGAGAGGGUCUGCCCUUGGCGUGGGCCUUCUAAGUGUGCCAAAAAUCAAAAAAACAAUGCCAGUAACUCAGACUCCCCUCUCUGUUCUCUUCU